This is a messenger RNA of Triplophysa rosa, 8360 nucleotides long. RefSeq lists its product as uncharacterized. Bases 3936 to 4859 code for a protein of 307 amino acids. Gene Ontology annotation, molecular function: nucleic acid binding. Gene Ontology annotation, biological process: DNA integration. The record is from RefSeq and is a predicted model, not a curated record. The transcript has 2 exons. Lineage: Eukaryota; Metazoa; Chordata; Actinopteri; Cypriniformes; Nemacheilidae.
CGUACAGAGAGAGAGAAAGAAAGACACUGGUGAUUUUUUCGCACGUGUGCUUUCAGCUGUUCCUAUCUUUUUUCUUAUAUUUAGAAUAAAUUUGAGUACGAAAGUUUUAGUGAAUCAUGAUUUGUUCAUGAAAACGUUUUUAUGCAGGUUUCACACACAAAUUUGUGCAUACGCAUGCUUAGUGAAUGAGACCCAAUGAGGCAGAGAAAGUGGUCCAAAUAGCAGCAGAAAUGCUGUUGAUAUGAUUUACUUGAACAAAUGCUGUUGUCAUCACUGACAUGCUAGCCAUGGUGCAUAAUGUGAAUAUUAUCUAAUGUGAUAAUUGUCUGGUUUAUUCCUUAGUCUUGUGCUCAAAUCAGAAUACAGGCAGUUUACAUAUUUGUUGUGUGUUUUUCACUGAUAGAUGCAAAUUUUAGUGGUCAUUGCCAAUCAUGGUAUCUAAAGUAGUUACCUGUAAUGUAUAUUGAAACACACAGAAGGCAGUUGGAGUUUACACAUGAUUUAUUCUUGCUAAGCAAUGUAUAUUAAUACAAUUGCCAUUACAUGCCAUGUUGGAUACUCACCACUUUCAAGUUUUUAACAUCUAGGAGAGGAGGGACAAUAGUUUCUGAUUUUAGAACAUACCGUAAUGCUAUAUGUCAGAAAGGAGUACAACCCCUUUGUCUGAGCUUGUGACUAAUAGUUUUUCUGGUGCUGUUUACUGAAGUAAAGUAAUUUGAUGAUAAUGUGAUUGAGAAAUUUAUUUGGAUGUCUAAAUAUCACAUAUCAAAAGUAAUUGAAGAUCAAAUUAUUGUUACCCCUGCCCAGUGCUUAAUUUGUUAAUUCCGAGGUGCCGGAAUAAGGGGGCGUGGCAGAUCCGGCAAGUUAGUGGGGUGGGGAGAAGUAACAGAAUGUGCAAUCUCUGAGGGUUUUUCUAUCUAACUAUUUAGAUGUAUUGAAAAUGCGCAUUAAAAAGUGUAAAUGGAAACGGACAUGCAAAUAAAUAUACGCGGAAUAUUUGACAAUUAAGAUGAACAAAACGGUGACAAUAUGCUGCUGAGUUUGGUUCAGUUUGUGAGGCGCUGCUCUCCACUAAUAGGAGAUGACAUUAUGAUGAAUAUGUUGAAAAUGUUGAAAUAUAAUGCAAUUCCUUGCUGGGAAGAUUUCUUUGGCAUAUAUUCUUCCGCAUGAGGGUUGAGAGUAACUUCUUUGCCAGUCAUCACAUUUCCUUCAUCGUAAUACGAAUUCAUAUCAUUCGUGCAAGGUUUGAGAUACUGAGUAUUAGAAUUAUUUAAAACAGCAAUUUUGGCAGUAGCAGCUGCUAUUUUUGCAUCAAUAUCCAGUUGUUCUUGUCUGUGUUUCAGUUUUUCCUGUUGCAGCUCCAAAGCAUGUUUCUCCUUUAAAACGGUUGCACUUGCCAUUAAUGCAGCCUUCUCUGCCUCUGCCAUAAUUCUUGCUGAAGAAGCAGAAGAUCUCCCACUACGCACACUGCUCGAACUUUUCUUACUAGAGGGUUUACUUGAUUCAUGUGAGAUGUUUGAAACACGGUCUUCUGGAUUAACAUCAUUUUGAUAUGCAUUUUCAUCAACACCAGAACAUGAAACUUGACUUUCUUUACUCAACCAUUUCUCAACAUCAUCUACAAAGCCAUUGCAAAUCAACAUCUUUCCUUUGAACCAUGUUUGGUGUUUUUCCUUUUCUUCACCGGGCAAAAGAACCAUCACAGAAUUAUGCAUUUCCUCUGCUUCAUCUUUCAGUUUGAUGAAUUUCUCAAAAGAACACUGCAUUUGUGGAUAAGAUAAGCAAAACAAUUGAGCAUCAAGACGGACAUUACAAAAUGAAUCUUCCUUUCAGGAUGGAAAACCCCAUGUUGCCAAAUAACCUUUGCGUGGCUAAACAACGUUUAGUUGGAUUGAAAAGGAAAUUUGAAAGAGAAAGAGCUUUCCAUCAAGAAUAUAAAGAUUUCAUGGAUGAGGUAAUGAAGCAGGGUUAUGCCGAAAAGGUACCAUUGCAUCAGCUAAAACAGGAAGAAGGGAAAGUUUGGUAUUUCCCUCACCAUGGGGUUUAUCACCCCAAGAAAGUAACAUUAAGAGUGGUAUUUGAUUGUGGAGCUGCCUUCAAAGGUACAUCGCUUAAUGAACUUCUACAGGGUCCUAAUUUGACAAAUUCACUGUUGGGAGUUCUUGUGAGGUUUCGACAAGAGCCAGUUGCAUUUAUGACUGAUGUAAAGGCAAUGUUUCACCAGGUCAAAGUUGCAGCAGAGGAUGCAAAUUUUCUUUGUUUCCUAUGGUGGCAAGAUAAUGACAUAUAAGGCAAGAACCUGGGGAAUACAGGAUGAUCGUGCAUUUGUUUGGAGCCGUGUCAUCUCCAAGUUGUGCCUGCUAUGCUCUUUGCAGAAUUGCUGAAGACAAUAAAGCUGACUAAAGCUGAAUUGACACGAUUUACACAAACUUCUACAUGGACGAUUGUCUGAAAAGUGUAGCUUCAGAGCAAGAGGCCAUCUUGAUGAUCAUAGAUCUCACGGGUGUUUGUUUAACAGGAGAUUUUCAGUUAACAAAAUGGGUUCGUAAUAAACGUGCUGUGCUGCAAACUGUACCUGAAGAACGUAGAGCCCAUGGCAUAAAGUUGAUGGAUCUGGACAAGGAUCAACUACCAAUGGAAAGAGCUCUUGGCUUGUGGUGGUGUGUUGAAUCAGAUACUUUCAAGUUUAAGAUGACUAUCAAAGAUCAUCCAUGCACCAGGCGGGGUGUUCUAUCUACGGUAUGCUCUGUGUACGAUCCUUUAGGAUUUUUGGCACCAUUCACCCUCACAGCAAAGGUUCUCCUGCAAGAGCUAUGUAGGACAAGAUGUGGAUGGGAUGAUCCGCUACCUUCAAAUCUCCAAAGGUCUUUAUAGUUGAAAGAGCUUGAGACGAUUGCAGAAAUCAAAGUGGAUAGAUGUCUAAAACAAACAAGGAUGGACAAGCUUACUAGCGUUCAGUUGCAUCAUUUUGCAGAUGCAAGUACAUUUGGAUAUGGCACAGUAACGUAUCUUAGAAUGGAGACAAAACAUGAUGUUCACGUAACGUUCUUACUCAGCAAAGCUAGAGUAGCAUCUUUGAAACAGGUAACCAUUCCACGUCUUGAAUUGACAGCUGCUGUACUUGCUGCUCGAGUGGACAAAAUGUUGAGGGCAGAGAUACAGUUUCCAUUGGUGGACUCUGUGUUCUGGACAGAUGUACGUCUGUGUUAAAAUACAUAAAAAAUGAGGACAAACGAUUUCUUACCUUUGUGGCCAACAGAAUCUCUGCAAUACGAGAAAUUACAUCACCGUUACAGUGGAGAUACAUACAAACGUCUCAAAAUCCAGCAGAUUGUUGCUCCAGGGGUCUGAAAGCAGACCAUCUGUUAACAAAAGGAGAAUGGAUCAAUGUACCAGGCUAUCUGGGGAAACCAGUAGGAGAAUGGCCAGUACAAAUAUUUGAUUCUACUCUUAAAGCGGAUGAUCCUGAGGUGAAGAGAAACAUGUGUGUAAAUAGCAUAGUUGUGAAUGAAAUACCAAGUGCACAAAAUGCUACUCAUAGACUGAUAACUAAUUUUUCAUACUCUACAAAGUUGAAGGUUGCUGUUGCUUGGCUCUUAAAGUUAAAGAAAGUUUUGAAACAAUGGAGUCAAAAGCGGAAGGAAAUUAAAGCCUCUUUAGACUCUUCUGGAGUAUUAAUUUCUUCUAAGAAGCCAGAGAAAGAACUUAAAAAACUAACAGGCUCUGUGAUCACACCGCAUCUAACUUUGGAGGACCUGAAUGAAGCUGAAGGGGCAAUUGUUGCAUUCAGUCAACAACAACAAUUUAGAAAGGAAAUUGCUGCUCUGUCAUCUUCACCCGUUUCAAAUAUAAAAAGAGAUAACAAGUUGUAUAAAUUGGAUCCUGUCUACCAAGACGGUCUGUUGAGAGUUGGAGGAUGAUUAAGGAAAUCUGCUAUGCCUGAGGAAAGAAAGCAUCCGAUUAUUCUGGAUAAGGAUCAUCAUAUUGCCACACUCAUCUUGCGGCAUAUACAUCAACAGUUAAGUCACAGUGGAAGAAACCAUAUGCUUUCCAAACUGAGGAAAAGAUAUUGGAUCAUUAAGGGUAAUGCAGCUGCCAGAAAAAUCAUAUUUAGUUGUGGCCAUUGCAGACGUUUUGGAGUUAAGACGAGUGAGCAGAAAAUGGCAGAUUUGCCAAAGGAGCGACUUAUUCCAGAUCUGCCUCCAUUCACAAAUGUUGGGGUAGAUUAUUUUGGUCCUGUGGAAGCUAAAAGAGGACGUUCCAUCGUAAAACGUUAUGGAGUCAUCUUUACUUGCAUGACAAGUCGAGCCGUUUAUCUAGAGGUCGCCUAUUCUUUGGACACGGAUUCAUGCAUCAACUCUCUACGAAGAUUUAUUUGCAGAAGAGGGCAAGUAACUCAUAUAAAAUCAGACAAUGGUACAAACUUUGUUGGAGCUGAAAGGGAAUUAAAAGAAAUGCUGAGUUUAUGGAAUAAGAGCAAAAUUCAAAAGACAAUGCUACAGAAAGGUGUCCAGUGGAGUUUCAAUCCUCCGGGAGGUUCACAUUAUGGCGGAGUCUGGGAGCGUAUAAUCAGAAUGGUCAAAAGAAUUUUGAGGUCCAUCUUACAUCAGCAGAUUUUGGAUGAAGGAUUGCAAACUGUGCUGUGCGAAAUUGAGGCCAUUCUGAACGAUCGCCCAAUAACCAAGCUGUCAGAUGACCCUAAUGAUUUGGAGCCACUCACUCCAAACCACCUUCUUCAGAUGAGAAGUAAACCCGUAUUAUCCCCUGGACUAUUUGACAAAUCUGAAUUAUACAGCAGCAGGAGAUGGAAACAGGUUCAAUAUAUGUGUGACUUAUUUUUGGAAAAGGUGGACAAAUGAAUACUUGCAUUUGCUUCAAGAAUGGCAGAAAUGGAAUAAGGAAAGGAGAAACUUUGUUCCUGGUGACAUUGUUGUCAUUGUGGAUUCAACAGCUCCACGUGGCUCUUGGUUGAUGGGACGAGUUUUGGAAGUAUUUCCAGAUAAAAAUGGACUUGUACGUUCUGUGCGAGUACAAACUAAAACCAGCACACUCGAAAGACCUGUGACAAAGCUUUGUCUGUUGUAUGACAACAUGGAUAUAUAAUGAACUGAUUGCAAAGACUGUUUCAUUUCUAACCUACAGAGGACUGAUUAAUGCAAUGUUUACAGUGUUGCUUGGGCUUUAACGGCUCUUUGUUUUAACAUUGUAUUGAAUUGUAAUGUUUAUCUGUCAUGUACAAUUAGGGACCGGAGUGUAAGAGCCAUUAUGUCUGUUGUAAUUCUGUGUUUUACCACUGGGUGGAGUGUAUGCCUUAAUGAGUAUAUAGGUAGGCAAAGAGUAAGAGAACCAGGUGUGUGUAAUCAGGCGGAAGCACAACAUUUUUUGACCAUGUCUGGUGGUAAAUGUUUGGAGCCAUCCAAUUAAACUUUAUGGGCAUGGUGCAGCAGAAAUAUCAGAAAAAAUGACCUUUAUGAGCUGUGUGAUGAAUAAACCAGAUAAAGCAGUAUUUGGAGGAUGAAUUUAUUGUUUGGAUUUCACGCGUCAGAAACUACCCUACAACACCUCUAUUGACAAAUGGCAAUUCACGUCACUAUAUUUACUGUUGGUUACUAGGAUACAAAUACCACAGUGAUCUACUAGGAAAUUGAUGAAAACUAGGAUGCCACAAUUCUCAAUAUAAUAUUGAACCGUUCGCUUCGACCUCCACACUUCAAUACUUGUAUGUGAAUUGCUUUUUUUUUCAGGUUUUGCGUUUAAAUAAUUUCUGUGCGUUUUAUUACUCUCUGAUUUAUUAUGGACUGGCUCUGUCCGUGUUUGUCUGUAUGUUUGUGCACUGAGAUAGACAAAUGCCUCUACACGCGUAAAUAUCUAAUAACAAUGCGCAAAAGUUAGGGACGCUUGCGAUUCUGGUGACAGAUUUGAGCGGUGAAGUGAGGCUGCCUGCAAACAUGAGAAGCAAUUUGCUGUUAUAUGCUGACGAACAGACGUGGGCUGGCUAUCGGAUGCACCAGAACCUAGCGGCUUUAUUGUAUGCCCAUUGUACCAAUGUAAUAAUCCCCGAAUUUGGCAAAUCAAGAAUGUAUGUCAUCAGUUUUACACUGCAUACAAAAGCGGCACGUUCGCAUUGCUAACCCAGCACAUGCAGAGAGAGCGUCUACAGCACUGUGCUAAAGUCUGUUUAACGAAAGUCAUACCACUCGGUGCCCUUUCUGGGCAGCUAUUUACGUUAUAGCAAGACAACAGGCAGAUAUUUCUCAAUUCGCUGGCAAAAAAUCUGAAUUAAAUAUUUUAUUUUCAAUCAAUUAUUAAACCUGGCGAGAGGGUCACGUGGCCCGUGAGCGCGAUGGCGGUCUAGUGUUUCAGCUCCGUUUACCCUACUCUUUUUUCACUGAUAUAUCCAUGUUUUUUACAUUUACUCGUCACUUUGUUUUAUGAUUCAAAGUUGGGGAUCGACGACAUGACUACCCGUCAAAGCAAAUCGUCUGGUAAGCAAGUACAGCGCAAUCAACAGCAAGAGAAGAGCAAGAUGGAAGAAUCUCUCGCAGCCAUGAUCGCUUCCGCCAUGGAGAAACAACAAAGAUUUAUUGAUGCGCACUUUAAAACUUUGCAAGACAGACUGGAUAACAUUCAGUCGGAACUUUCCAGCUGUUCUAAUGGGGUGAGAGAGCUACGCGAUAGAUAUUCCAGCCUGAACAGCCGUGUCGGCAAAGCGGAGAAAAACUAUGACAAAUCCGCUGCCAGAUUGACGACAUUUGAGGAAAAAAUGGCAGAUUUGGAAGACCGGAGCCGUAGGGAUAAUAUUCGUAUUAUCAAUCUACCGGAAGGUGUAGAAGGCAAGACAAACCUAAAGGCAUAUAUCUUGGGAUCUCUACCUGUAUGGCUUCCUGCGCUAGCUGAGGCUAAACCGGAGAUUAUGAGAGCCCACCGUAUCGGCCCACCUAACAACACUGGCCGACCUUGCACGGUCAUCGCAAAGAUGCUACGUUACACUGAUCGUGAUUUGCUUCUGCGGACAUCCAGGAAGUCUUCAAUCAAGGUGGAUGGAAAAGACAUUAGGUUUGCUGCAGACUACAGUGCGUUCACUACAAACCGGCGUUGUUCGUUUGUGGAGGUAAUUAAGAAGGCACAGAAAAUAGGCUUUCAGACAUUCCUGAUGUACCCUGCACAGCUGAAGUUAACUCGAGGCUUGACUCAGCGCAUUUUCAAGUCUCAUUUAGAGGUUGAGGACUUUUUGGGUGGCUUGGCUACUCAGGAGAACGUAGAAGGGUAAAGUGACAUUACCUAAAGUACUGUUCUAAAGGGCUUUAGCCCCCUUUCUCUUUAAAAUAUUUUGUAUUCUGAUACAGAUGGUUAUACUGAUUGGUUAAUGGAUAUUGUUGGUUAUUAAGAUGUUAACAAUGAGUGGGAGGCAGUGAUGCAGGUUCUUCCGUCCUUCUCGGGGUCACGUUGUCCAUCGGGUGGUUAAUUGUUCUAUCGUUUUGUUAUUUUUAUGUUUCCCAUUUUUGGAGUAUACUUUGUAAAGUGGGGGGUUUUUUUUUUGGUGGGGGGUUUUUCUUUGUGGGCUAUGGUGACCAGGGUAGGUGGGGUUUUUCUCCCUUUGCAGUAUUUUAUUUGUCUGUGGUACAAUCUGUUUCUUCCUUUUUUGCUAUUUUACAGCGAAAUUAUGACAACAGAUAUUCUCCAUAUAGCCACUUGGAAUGUCAAUGGGCUGAAUAGUCCUAUUAAACGUACUGCCUGUUUGGAUUAUUUAUACAGGCAUCAGGUGGAUGUUGCAUUUAUCCAAGAAUCACACCUGAAGAAAUCAGACGUCCAAAAAUUUUCCAGAAUGAUGGGGAGCGAUCUGAUAGGAGGCCAUAAAGAUGUCCAGUAUCACUUUGUGGUUCUCAACUCUCCAAAAUAAGCUGUGUGGAGAGGAUGCUUUGAGUUGACUGUUGUCGUCAUCCUCUCUGCUGUUGACUCCAGUCAGUUUAAAACAAUAACAAUCUAGUAGCCAUCCUUACAGGUCAAUGUUGUAUCCCCCUAAAGUAGAGCAUAGUAUCUUUUCACCACCUCCACACUUUUACCCAGAUGAUAAGUCAGAUUCAUGGCCUCCAUUUUCCUUUAAAAUCCACCACCAUAUCACCCGUCAUCACCUGACUUCAGUGUAACCUCCAUCGAAGAGUCAUGUGAGAAAUUAAUACGAGUUACUAAAUUACAAGAAAUUAAACCAGUGUUAAAGGUCUGAAAGGUUUUUCUCCAAAUAGGUGUUGACUGAAUACAAACAAUUACUAUUGGUACACAAGUCAUUAUACAUACAUCAGAGCCAUUGAGAGAGAGAGAGAGAGAGAGAGAGAGAGAGAGAGAGAGAGAGCGAGUCGCGU